CUGUUUAUUUUAGGAAACCAAUUUGCACACGCCCUUAUAGGCAGAGUCAGGCUCUCCAGUCACAUUCUUCAAAAGAAGGGAAGGCAAGAUGAAGAGCUCUUUGUCGCUGUGUGUUGCCUUGGCCAUCUCCUUGGAGAUCAUCCUUGUGGCAGGUUAUCCAGUGGGCCCCAACAAUGAGGAGUACGUGCUGGUCAAUAAUAAGUGUCAGUGUGUAACAGUGACCUCAAAGUUUGUACCCUCCAAAGAAAAUCCUGAUGAGGAAGUCCUGGAAAGAAACAUCCGCAUCCUAGUCCCCCUGAAGGCUCGGGAGAACAUCUCCGACCCCUUGUCCCCACUCAGGACCACUUUUGUCUACCGCUUGAGUGAACUCUGCAAAAAUUGUGAACCCAAAGAAAUUGAGCUGGGUGGGGCAAUCCACCAGGCACAGCAGGGCAACUCCUGCGAGGAACCGCAGACCUGCUACACCUACGACAGGGACGUGUGCUACAGCUCCCCUGUGCCACUGCUGCACCACGGGGAGGUGCAGCAGGUUCCAGCAGCUCUGACACCGGCCUCCUGCUUUGCUGAGUAGCUCGGCUCUCUGCUGUGCCAGAGCCUUGGAGCUGUCCCUAUCCAAAAUGUAUGUAGAGCACCACAGGACCUGGAUGCAGCACCCCAAAUGCUGGCUCCUACACUAACCCAACUUGUCUUUUCCCAUCUCCAGCCUCAGGCUCAUGCCAUCUCCCAAGAGCAGCUCCUGGCUGUCAGUCUCCCGUCUCAUGCCCCUGGCACAUACCUGCAAUGCCACGUUGUGUCUCAGACCAUGCAGAGCAGAUCCCCAGCAGAUAUAAGGCAGUCAUUCCCCUGAAGUCAAGGGAAUGACACCGAUUUACAGCUCUGGGGAAGCAAUCUCCUGCGUGUCUCUCCCCAGCAAGGCUGCCACAGACAUCAGCAGGACUGUCUGUGCCCUCCCCUCCCUUAGCAAUCUAAAGUGACCUCUGCACAACCUUCCUACAAGGUGUUUGAUGACAUUAGCAGCAUUUAUGCCCUUAGAAGAGAGUGGUAAAACCAUAGUUGAGAGAAAAGAUGAGGGACUCUUCUAGCACUUGGACAUCUGCAAGCUUCUAGUUUCCCCAGAUUCAGAGAAGAUCAAAAGAUGCCACUACCCUGAAGUGUUUUGCAAAGUUGCCAAGCCCUCAGCUGUGCCAGGAAUACUCAACCCUUCUGGGAGAUGUUGGGCAUUUCACUUUCCCUGCUGCUUUACUGAUACUGCUGCCUUCUUCCACCCCUGCUCCUGGUUCAAGUGGUAAAAAAAAUCAAGUUGGCUCAAAUUUCUUUACUUGCAUUUAAAACCUUAAAAAAUUCUGUGAACACAACCUAAAUUGCUAGAGCAGGACCCUAGUUCAGGGUUCAGAAUUGGAGUAAUGAAACAGCAAAAACCUUAUUCCCACAAUUGUAGUUUUGUUAAUGAAACUUAAUUCAAUAAACUUUUUUCUGCAUCA
Prinia subflava (tawny-flanked prinia) is the source of this 1481-nucleotide messenger RNA. It is a transcript of the gene JCHAIN, whose product is annotated as joining chain of multimeric IgA and IgM. NCBI's taxonomy places the organism in Eukaryota, Metazoa, Chordata, Aves, Passeriformes, Cisticolidae. Gene Ontology annotation, cellular component: pentameric IgM immunoglobulin complex. Gene Ontology annotation, molecular function: immunoglobulin receptor binding. The coding region runs from base 89 to 571 and encodes 160 amino acids. Gene Ontology annotation, biological process: humoral immune response. The record is from RefSeq and is a predicted model, not a curated record. The transcript has 4 exons.